Molecule: messenger RNA, 2662 nt
Organism: Temnothorax curvispinosus
Lineage: Eukaryota; Metazoa; Arthropoda; Insecta; Hymenoptera; Formicidae
Product: nose resistant to fluoxetine protein 6-like
Exons: 13
Coding region: 408-2552 (714 amino acids)
Molecular function (GO): acyltransferase activity, transferring groups other than amino-acyl groups
Source: RefSeq, a predicted model, not a curated record
GACGGGGAGGACGUUUCGCUUUCCACUGCAAAUCCACCAUUAACUUCUCCCUAUAUAGACCAGUCUGGUCGCGAUCGUCGAAUCUGGCUGACCAAUAUUAAUCUCCACUGUGCAAAUCAAAAAAUAUCCGCUGACAAAACUUUAACGUUUGCGCGGACGAAGUUAAUAAACAGAGCUUUCUUUAAUACGAUUCGUCGGGCUAAACGUGGCCCCUUUAUCUCUGCGAAGAGAAUAAUCUUAGAUCUGCACAUUAACGAAAUUUGUUACACGAGCAAAACUCAGUUUCACUCCGUCGUAUCUCCGAAAUUGAUUUCACGAUUCGGUAUCGGUAUUCGCCACAAUUUAGAAUAAUAACGAGGAAACAAAAGUGACUGUGACUGUGACUGUCGAGUGCUAAAACAUGCAUUAUGUCGCGUCAGCGGCUUUUUUGUUUCUACAUCUGCAAUUUCGCCGUGUUAUUCUGCGUAUCUGCACAAUUUCACGGAUCUAACGAAAACGGUAUCCAUUUACUGCCCGCUUAUGCUAUCGCCACGAGAGCCAAUCUUCUCGGUUCGGCGACAUGUGGGAUAGAACUACGAUAUUUUCAAAACGCUGUCGAUCAACGAAUACUAUGGGGCUUAAAGACAUUGGAUUCUAGCGGCGGCCCGAAAUCGGGUUUCCUUUAUGGAAAUAAUUUUUGGCUAGGCAGUCGUAGUCAGUGCAUCGAUAUAAUAAACACGACUCCCUUCGAGAUCGCAAAGCGGGUUAUAUUAAAUAACACGCGCUAUCGCGAUCCACGGGAUGAAAUCCCUCCUUUCGAAUUGAAUUACUUCGUUGCUCAUCUCAGACACAACGGUACUCUUCAAUACCACGGUGGUGUAAAAAACGAAGAUCUUAUUACACUCGGCCUCUGCUUACCCGCGUCCUGCUCCGUGAAUAAUGUAAGCUUCAUUUUGGAAACAAUAUUUCGUGACAGAAUUCUCUUAAUCAAUGAUCUUUAUUCCUUGGAUCUCAGCCUGAUCCAGGUAAAAGACUUGAAGGACGAUCAUCAAUGGCUACUGAGUGGUGGGAUGCUUUUCAUAUGUGUUGUUUUAGUGCUUACCUUUACCAUGAUGAUAAGCGGCACAAUAUACGAUAUAUUCAUAUAUCAAAAAUAUUUAAAAGCAAAGAGUAAAAUUGCCGUUAGAAAAAACGCGGCCGAGGAGAUGGAAAUGACAGAUUCGUCGGAUCCACGUGAGAAAAAUAGAUUCGGAAACGUACUAAUGUGUUUCUCUAUUUACACAAAUACGAAAAUAAUAUUUCGCACGGAAUUGGACGCCGACGCGAUACCCGUAAUUCAUGGUUUACGGUUUCUGAGCAUGAUUUGGAUAAUCAUAGCCCACACCAUAUUUUACACGUGGGAAUAUUUCGACAAUAAAGUGUGGGCUUUGAGAUUCGCUGAGGGUAUCCCCAUUCAAGUGAUAAGCAACGCGACCAUAUCGGUCGAUACCUUUUUUUUUUUAAGCGGAUUUUUAUUGGCCUACUUAUAUCUGAAGAAUAAAACGGACAUAGAACAAAAUAAGCCGAUUAAUUGGAGGGAGAUGUUAAAGGAGUUCUUUUACGGCAUGAUGAGAAGAUUUAUCCGAUUGACACCGCCUUACAUGAUGAUGAUAGGAAUAUUGCAAUUGAACACGACUUGGUACGACAAGACCUCGCAAUUCUACAUUGAGGAGAGAUCGCACGAAAUUUGCCCGAAAUAUUGGUGGAGGAAUCUCUUAUACAUAAAUAAUCUGUUUGGUCAUAAUUCGAUGUGCAUGACCUGGAGUUGGUACCUAGCCAGCGAUAUGCAAUUCUUUACAAUCGGUCUGGCGCUCUUAAUUCUGUCGACUGUAUAUUUUUACACGGCUGUUGCUUUGUUAAGUGCACUUCUAAUAGGCUCGAUUACGCUAAGCGGCUAUAUCUCAUACAUUUACGAAUAUGUCCCGACCUUGGACGAACAGUACAGACUUAUAGAUGUCUUAUACUAUCCACCAUGGCUCCGAAUUGGUCCUUAUAUUAUUGGAAUGAUCACAGGUUACAUUAUAACAAGACUAAACAAAAAAAUAGUCUUGACAAGGAACGCUUUAAUUAUAUACUGGAGCCUCGGUAGCGUUUGUAAAAUUUUCGUAUUAUUCGGCCUUUACAAGCGACAGAUAUCCGUUCUGUCUACUGCUAUUUACGUUGCAUUAAGCAGAACAGUUUGGGCUAUAGGUAUAGCAUGGAUUGUAAUAGUGUGCUCUACUAAGCACGGAGGCAUCGUUAAGGAACUAUUAACAUGCAAAAUCUGGAUUCCUCUUAGCAGACUCACGUACUGUGCUUACCUUUUAAAUCCUUUUAUCAUAAGUUCGAUUCGCUUGCAUAAUGAAACAUCCGCUCAUUUAGAGUUUCUGUCCAUAAGCGCCAUGGUCAUGGGACACGUGAUGAUUAGUUACAUCUGUGCAUAUGUAUUGUCCUUAAUGGCAGAAUCACCGUAUACCUUACUAACCCGGUCGUUCAUCCAGUCUCGCAGCAGGAAAAAAUAUAAAAAACAUAAGAUUAUAAUUUCGCACACGUGAUUGCGAUGAAAACACUGCAAUAUUGUAAUUGUUAUUAAAACCGAAUGAAACAAAAUCGAUUUUUGCUUUUAUAUUCUUUUAUGUACCAUUUGUGCGAAACCGUAUUAGAU